This is a messenger RNA of Neurospora tetrasperma FGSC 2508, 2334 nucleotides long. RefSeq lists its product as uncharacterized. Gene Ontology annotation, cellular component: chromosome, centromeric region; nucleus. NCBI's taxonomy places the organism in Eukaryota, Fungi, Ascomycota, Sordariomycetes, Sordariales, Sordariaceae. The record is from RefSeq and is a predicted model, not a curated record. Gene Ontology annotation, biological process: meiotic chromosome segregation. The coding region runs from base 1 to 2334 and encodes 777 amino acids. The transcript is spliced from 3 exons.
AUGGCCCGCCUCAACGAACAAGCCAUGUCGUCUAUCUCGUUGUCAACAGACAAUCUCGAGCUCUUGCGUAGGAAGUUUCUCAGACAAAACAGAGAUAUUGCUCGAGUCAAUUCCACACAGUCACUCCGUAUCCGUGGGUUGGAGAAUGAAUGCGCUCGUUUGCUGUCGGAGAACCUCGAACUCCGUGGCCAGGUCUUACGCCUCGAAAAGGAGCUCCAAGACAACGCUGCGCGAAGGGUGGCCGAUCAUGCGCUUGAGGUCAAGGCCAAGAUGGAGACGCAGUUGGCGGAACUCAGUUCGCUGCUGGCAAGCUUAGGGGAGCCGCCCUCGAAGCGGCGCCUUUUAGAAGAAAGGCGAUACGCGCAGCCUCGACCGAGCGUUCACCGAAGCCCUCCCUUACGAAGAGCACGCCAGGAGGCCGACCAGGAACUACUGGCUGAGCAGGAAGGAAGGCUACCGCCGAUAUACGAGAACAAGACGUAUGCGCGAGCCACAAUGAACAGUGAAGAAAUCCUAGCGCUGUGCAUGCAGGCAGAUGAUUCGAAUGACUCGCCAGACAUCGGACCGCCGCCAGUAUCUAGGUUUGUCGAGGAUGAUAUGGUCAUACCUUGUUCACCAUCGCCAAACAAGAACGCCGAGACCGAAGAAACGGAAACUACCGAGCAAGUGGAAGAGAGCCCUAGGGCUCUUCAAGUACCGCCGUCACUAUCGCCGCCUAAACUUGACUACGACAGGAGACCAAACAUGAUCUUAUUCAGCCCACCCAAAGAAUCGAGAGUUGCGGAACCCUCCAAGAUGUUCAGUCCCCCUCCGAUGGAACCGCCAAAACAGUCCGCAUCGGCUGUACCGAGUGAGACCAUACGAGCAGGCCUCAAGCGAAAGUUGAACGGCGAGAACCAAAACGAACCCAACAAGGCAACCAAGCUUCAGCAAGGAAAAGAGAAUGGCAAUGAGACUGGGAUCAAGAAAGGACUCUCUGCCCGCGACCCGCACAAGAGGAAAAGCAUCAAAGAGACCGCAACGAGACCGAGAGCCCCGCUGUCCGCAAAGAGCACGAACGAGCACAUUGUCUCUCCGAAGAAGCCGGCGAAGCCCCACCAAGUGGCCGACGACUUUGAGCCGGUGAAGGUGCACAACGCGCCAAAGGGUAAGGAGAAAGCUGACCUGCCCGCUCCGGAAGAGAAGUCAGCAGUAGAAGAAACGCAAGGAAAUUCUACGUCGGCAUUCACGAAAGUCGAGAUUUUCCCACCGGCUCUGGAACCUACUCCUGAAGUUGCAGAGAUUCCCGAAACCGAUAUUCUGAUCACACCUGGAACACCAGAGCGCGCCUCCGAAAGUACUGUUGUGACCCACGACACCCCGCCGCCAGCCCACAUUUCAUCUAAUGGAGAGACGUCGCGGCCUAGCAGGCGUGCUAGAGCGGCGAUCAGCUAUACGGAACCCAAUCUGCGCGACAAGAUGCGACGACCGACCAAAGAGCUCUUUGAUGCCGUUUCUGGGGAGGGCAAGUUCCUUCACAGGCCGGCAUCGCAACAGCAGCAGCAGCAGCAACGCAAGGGCGACGAGUCAGCACCGACGUCAGUAAGCAAGGUCAAGGCCGAGCCGUUGCCGGCGGUGGAUAUAAGCAGUCUGACCAGCAGUACGCUGUUUGAAAAAGAGAAGGAGAAGGAACCACAGCUGGAUGAAGGAAUAUUGUCUCCAAACGGCAUCCUCCCAAGCUCAGUAGACCUGGGAAGGAGAAGACGCGCCUCAUCCUUCUCUACUGCAGCCCCUGCAAUGACAAUUCCUUCGGUCCGAGAACAACCAACUCUAAACCCCCCAGCCGCGGAGGAGACCGAUGAAAACGCCGCGGUCGAGGCUCAGAUUCAGAAGGAGCUGAGUAAUAGUAUUACAACACGGCCCAGGGGUGGAAAGGGGAGGCAAUCAAUGAGCCGUUCCGCACCCACGAUCCCAACAGAAAAUCACGAACACGAACACGAGGACGCACAACUCUCGACGAACUCAGCCUCGGUGGAUCUUUACGACUUUGCUAGUUGUGCAUCUCCGGAUAGCGCAGCACCCCAGCUAGAAGCGACUACCGGUGAUGUUCCUGUUAAUAAGAAGGCACAAAAAGGUUCAAGAAGAGCGUCCUCAACUGCUUCGACCGAGACAACAGCAACAGCAUCCGCAAAGCCAAGAUCUUCCCGAAAAAGGGCUUCGAUGCUGGUGCCGAAGAAAAGCUUGUGGGCUGAAGAGUUAACGCAGGAGGAAGAGGAUGAGGAAGAUGUCGGCAAUGACAGUGGCGGGUCCUUGUCCAAGGGGAGGGCCUCGAGGAGGAGAAGUAUGAUGCUUUGA